AUGAAGACCCCAGCUCCUGCCUGUGCCUGUGGCAUCGUGCUGGCCCUGCUCUCGCGACUGGCCGUCCUCCAGACCGCUCGUGCCCAGAAGAAUGACAUCGACAUCUACAGCCUCACUGUGGACUCCAAGGUCUCAUCCCGAUUUGCCCACACGGUCAUCACCAGCAGGGUGGUCAACAGAGCUGAUGCUGCGAAGGAGGUCACCUUCCAGAUGGAGCUGCCCAAGAAAGCCUUCAUCACUAACUUCUCUAUGAUCAUCGAUGGUGUGACCUACCCAGGGAACAUCAGGGAGAAGAUUGCAGCCCAAGAGCAGUACAGCGCGGCUGUGGCCAGGGGAGAGAGCGCUGGCCUCGUCAAGGCCACUGGGAGAAAGGUGGAGCAGUUCCAGGUAUCGGUCAAUGUGGCUCCUGCUGCCAAGGUCACCUUUGAGCUGGUGUAUGAGGAGUUGCUCAAGCGGCAUCUGGGAGCAUAUGAGCUGCUGUUGAAAGUCCGGCCCCAGCAGCUAGUCAAGCACCUGCAGAUGGACAUUCACAUCUUCGAGCCUCAGGGCAUCAGCUUUCUGGAGACAGAGAGCACCUUCAUGACCAAUGAACUUGAAAAGGCCCUCACCAUCUCACAGAACGAGACCAAGGCUCACAUCCGAUUCAAGCCAACACUCUCCCAGCAACAGAAUUCUCCAGAGCUACAGGACACAGUCGUGGAUGGCAACUUCAUCGUCCGCUAUGACGUGAACCGGACCCUCUCUGGAGGUUCCAUUCAGAUUGAGAAUGGCUACUUUGUGCACUACUUUGCCCCCGAGGGCCUGUCCGGGAUACCCAAGAAUGUGAUCUUUGUCAUUGACAAGAGUGGCUCCAUGAGCGGCAAGAAAAUCCAGCAGACCCAGGAAGCCCUGAUCAAGAUCCUAGAGGACCUCAGCCUCAAAGACCAGUUCAACCUCAUUAGCUUCAGCGGGGAAGCAACCCAGUGGAAGCCAUCGCUGGUGCCAGCUUCAGCCGAGAACGUGAAAGAGGCCAAGAGCUAUGCUGCCAACAUCCACGCCCAGGGAGGCACCAAUAUCAACGACGCGAUGCUGAUGGCCGUGCAGCAGCUGGACAAAGCCAACCGGGAGGAGCUGCUGCCCUCGGGGAGCGUCUCCCUCCUCAUCCUCCUCACUGAUGGCGACCCCACCAUGGGUGAGACCAACCCCACAAAGAUCCAGAAGAAUGUGCAGGAUGCCAUCAACGGCAAGUAUAGCCUCUUCUGCCUGGGCUUCGGCUUCGACGUCAGCUACGCCUUCCUGGAGAAGCUGGCGCUGGACAACGGCGGCCUGGCCCGGCGCAUCUACGAGGACUCGGACUCCUCCCUGCAGCUGCAGGACUUCUACCAGGAGGUGGCCAACCCACUGCUGACAGCGGUGACCUUUGAGUACCCAAACAAUGCCGUGGAGGAGGUCACAAAGGACAACUUCCGGCUGUUCUUCAAGGGCUCAGAGAUGGUGGUGGCUGGAAAGCUCCGGGACCAGGACUCUGAUGUGCUCUCAGCCAAAGUCAGUGGGCAGCUGCCCAUGCAGAACAUCACCUUCCAAACGGAGUCCAGAGUGACAGAGCAGGAGGACAAGUUCCGAAGCCCCAAGUACAUCUUCCACGGCUUCAUGGAGAGACUCUGGGCAUACCUGACCAUCCAGCAACUGCUGGAGAAAAUGGUUUCUGCAUCAGAUGCUGAUAAGAAGGCACUCAAGACCCAAGCUCUGGGCUUGUCGCUCAACUACAGCUUUGUCACCCCCCUCACAUCCAUGGUGGUCACCAAACCUGAAGGCCAACAACAGUCUCAAGUUGCUGAGAAGCCCGUGGAAAAUGGUGGGUGUGAGAAUGGGCUCCUAGCCUCUGUGCCUCGUUUUCGCACACACUAUGAUAGUACCUCGGUUCCGGGGCUAAUGCUCAAGUUAGCUGCUCCUGUAUUAGCACAUGCCUCCUCCAGUCCCGAUGAAGCGUUAGAUGACAUGGAUUUAAGAAUCAAAGAAACAAGCCCAACAGCCCUACUACCAGCCCCCAUCCAGGCUCCUUUUGUCAUCCUGCCUCUGCCUGGCCAGAGCGUGGAAAAGCUGUGUGUGGACAUCAACCGCUCUCAGGGGCCAAUGAGCCUGCUCUCAGACCCUGACCAAGGUCUCGAGGUGACUGGCCAGUAUGACAUGGAGAAAGCCCAGUUCUUAUGGAUAGAGGUGACCUUCAAGAAACCCCAGCUGCAGGUCCACGUGUCCCCUGAGCAUGUGGUAGUGACUCGGGACCGAAGAAGCUCUGCAUAUAAAUGGAAGGAGACGCUGUUCUCGGUGAUGCCCAACCUCAAGAUGACCAUGGACAAGGCAGGGCUCCUGCUGCUCAGCAGCCCAGACAAAGUGACCAUCGGCCUGCUGUCCUGGGAUGGCCCUGGGCAGGGGCUUCGGCUGCUUCUGCAGGACACUGACCGCUUCUCCAGCCAUGUCGGCGGGAUCCUUGGCCAGUUUUACCAGGACGUGGUCUGGGGGCCCACAGCAGCAGCAGAUGACAGCAAGCGAACACUGAGGGUUCAGGGGCAUGACCACCCUGCCACCAGAGAGCUCAAGCUGGAUUACCAAGAAGGGACCCCGGGAACAGAGAUUUCCUGCUGGUCUGUGGAGCUAUAGUCUUGACGAG
Messenger RNA from Miniopterus natalensis, 2647 nucleotides. Lineage: Eukaryota; Metazoa; Chordata; Mammalia; Chiroptera; Miniopteridae. The record is from RefSeq and is a predicted model, not a curated record.